Messenger RNA from Trachymyrmex cornetzi, 2322 nucleotides. RefSeq lists its product as uncharacterized. Lineage: Eukaryota; Metazoa; Arthropoda; Insecta; Hymenoptera; Formicidae. Bases 388 to 2094 code for a protein of 568 amino acids. The transcript is spliced from 8 exons. Gene Ontology annotation, molecular function: glycosyltransferase activity. Gene Ontology annotation, cellular component: cytoplasm. The record is from RefSeq and is a predicted model, not a curated record.
UCGACUGUCAUCCGCUCGUCCGCUCGUCUGCUCGUCCGCACGGGGGCUACUAUUUUCCCCUUGACGCGUCGCGCAAACGUUCACCGUCUAUAUCUCACCCACCUCUCGCAGCCGUCGAAUGCGUCGUGACAGCGUGCCGCUCGUUGCGCUUUUUUGUUUACCCGCCCGAUGGUUGGCGACGCUCGAGAUCGCGAUAUUCGCGAUAUGAACGCGAGGCGCACAGCCAGCGGUGGCAGCUGUUACAGGGACCGUGUCGGAAUCGGGACCGAGAUUGAGACACUCCGGCCAGGCGAUAGGACGUCGCGCAGACAUCGAGCGCUAAUCGAGCUACUAUCCCCAUGCUUGGCUGCGAUUUUCUUGGAACCACUUUAAAACCAUCCCUCGAGUAUGGGCUCGAGCAGAAGAUCCGGCUCUGGCGGGAGUCGAGCGAACGCUGGCGUUCUCAAGGAACGUGCCAACCUGUCGUUCAUGCUGGUCGUCAUGUUCUUUGCCGUGUUCGGUUUGAUCGUCCUCACGGAAAUAUUUCUGAUCGACGAAAGGCGCGGCGUAAGCAUCGGAGGCACCGGCGUACUCGGGGGUCACAGAAGCGGUCAUCGAUUACCAGCUGCGCCUGAUCGUCCAGAUUACGGGGAAAUAGGAGCCGAAGAUUACGUCGGUUUGAAGGGUAGUUUUGACGAGCAUAUCGGGUUACUGGUACACGGGGAGAACGGAGGACAGAAGACAGUAAUACACCCGGAUCCGCGUGGCUUACCGAGCUUACCGCCCAGCUUGGAAGCUCGUUUACCGCAGUUGGAUCAGAACCUAAAGGUUACGCAUGCUGAAUGGUUGCCAGUCACUAAUACGAGGUUCAAAUUUUUCGUUUAUUCGGCAUAUUUCGACAACAGAGUUAGCGGCGCGGGUACGCCGGCUGGCAAGAGUCAGGGUGUAGUACGUGUAAUUAGCGCUACUAAAACCAGAGGACCGGAGCGUGUUUGGUGUAGGCUCUGGUAUCGACAGCAAAACAGUGCAAACGUCACUAUCUCGGUAACGGUUGCUGCCAAAGUUAAGGUGAUUCGGGAGAAUUGGAAUCUCAAGUACAGUGCCUGCUUCGUGAUAUGUCCGUUACCUAAAGAAUCCCCAACGACGGAUAAGGUGCCGGAAGCGGUCAGUGUCGUGGCGAGACUGCGAGCGGUCCCGACGAAUCGUAUCUUCGUACAGAAUCGUUUCGAAAGCAGGACAAACGCCAAGGAGGCUUUGGCUGUUUGCGUCAAACCUUUGCAUUAUUAUUACAAUAGGGUUUUGCAAUUGGUGGAAUUUAUCGAGUUGCACAGACUCCUGGGCGCUACUCAUGUCACUUUGUAUAACGAUACUGUAGGCGCAGCGGCCGGCUGUGCGUUAAAAUAUUAUGAGAACAAGGAUCUGGUUACAGUGUUACCAUGGCAUCAUCUUGACAUGAUUUCCCAGCGGGAAAUUCGCACGGAAGGUCUUUUCGCAGCACUUAACGAUUGCCUCUACCGAUCUAUGUACAAAUACGAAUAUGUGGCGCUCGUAGAUCUCGACGAGUAUAUUAUACCAAGGCAUAAUGACACUAUAAUCGAUCUGCUACGAUGGAUGGGAAAUCGAAUUAACAUCAAGUCUACUGGUGCAUUUUCUUUUCAAAACGCCUUUUUUUACCUACAAUGGGCCGAUGAUCCUUUUGUGGUGACUAGCCAUACUCCCACCGAGGCCGGUUUGAUUACUCUGAAAAAAACACGACGCAGGACCAAGUUGCAUCCGCACAAGCAACGCUCCAAAUACAUCUGUAAACCACAAGACGUGGUGGAGGCGGGCAAUCACUUCGUCUGGGAAUUUAUUCCCGGUCAUGGAACCCUGAACGUGCCCUCCGAUGCCGCCAUCUUGCACCAUUACCGUGUCUGCGAGUUUGGUGGUGACGACUGCAUCAAGACACAAUCGACGGUCGAUAGAACGGCCUAUAAAUACAGAGAUCGACUUGCGACGAAUGUCGACAAGACGUGGAUGGAAUUGCGCGCCGAGUGCUCGCUUCCGGAACUUGAUCCGGUUCCGGCAUUAACACCUCGAAUCAAAGCCAAUCCACUCGGCAAAUCGGUCAGGUAGCGAAAAACCAUCGUUGAAAUUCUGUGGGACAUUGGCAAUUUCACUGGUACGCCGAAAGUCGCGAGGACCUAUUUCUAUAACUACGGCGGUCCGUAGGUUUCUCAAACUGAGCUAAGCGAACUCCCGUCUUUUUUUAUGAAACUUACUGAACGGUGUUUUUAAAUUUGCGAAGCAGGAGAAUACGCUUAUCAGCGAGAUAAUAGAAAUUGCGAAAAAAAGAAAAAAAAA